Messenger RNA from Venturia canescens, 1994 nucleotides. RefSeq lists its product as uncharacterized. Gene Ontology annotation, cellular component: plasma membrane. Gene Ontology annotation, molecular function: adenylate cyclase inhibiting G protein-coupled glutamate receptor activity. The transcript is spliced from 2 exons. Bases 41 to 1699 code for a protein of 552 amino acids. Lineage: Eukaryota; Metazoa; Arthropoda; Insecta; Hymenoptera; Ichneumonidae. The record is from RefSeq and is a predicted model, not a curated record. Gene Ontology annotation, biological process: G protein-coupled receptor signaling pathway.
GAAUCGAAACAAGGAGAAAGCGGCGCAAUCCGUCACCGAGAUGAAUAGCUUGUUUCCUCCCGGGACAACAAGAGAAAAAGGUGUCCCAGUCGAUCCCACCGUGACCGAUGGCCACGCUAACUCAUUAGUAGACACUGCCACAAACCUGGAAGUGACUGUCCGGCCGAAAGUACAUUUUGAGGAAAGACUGCAGUGGAAAAAUGUUGGAACAUUGGUACGUGGCCAAGGCGAAAUGAUGGGUAGGUCAGCAGGAAAUAAUAUUAAUUCGCCCAGGGAAUUAACAUCUGCAUUGGAACCACGAGCGACCAGCAUCGCCAAAUUACAAGGUACCGACGAGCGUAACACCACGGUGAAUAAAACGUUUUAUCGGAGCAGCGAAAGUUCCUUAUCGUCGAAUCGUGAUGUUGAAACUCACGUGGCUCGUUCUUCUGGUGGAGCGCCGCCAGAAAGCAACGACAAAAAAAUCGAAAUCAGGCCCUCGAGAUCAAACGAAGCAUUAGCGGACGAAAGAAGAAAAGAGUUUUCCGAUAACGGCGAUGAUGUCUCAAGGGAUCAGCUAAAUUUCAGGCCACCUUCAACUUACCCAACAGAAAACGUGUCUGGCAAUGUUGAGUCGGUGAAAACCUUGGUUUACCGUGAUACGACGACAACUUCAAUGAGUUCUAUGAAGAUCGAUAGUUCCAUUGGGUUGAUCGAUCGGGCGUCUUAUCGCCUCGCAUUCACAGGGAAAAAAGAAUAUACGAGUGAUACACAGUCGUACAGCUCGCCUCUGGGGAAUAGCAGAGCUGUAGGAAAGCUGUACAAUGUAAGAAAGAAACGUAUCGAUAGAGGAUUUAUGAAAGAAAACAGUCAUUCGGAUUUCACUACUGCGAAAGCCACACCGAGGGAAUAUGUGGAUUAUAAAAAUUCAAUGACUACGCAGAAAAACGAAAUUGACACUACGAAGUCAACUAAGACGAAUGACGAUAGUCACAAAACAGAAGAGACUCUAGCGAAAAUUCUUCAUAUCCCUGUAGCAGAUUUGAAGAUUUCAAAUUUCUCUAGCUCUGAUAAUUCUGAUUCGACAGCACCGAAUUUCACGACAUACCCACCGAGCCCGAAUCCAAGUCCAAUUAUGAAUGAAUCUCAGUUGUCCCAAGACCCCCCGAAUAUGAAACAGAAAUCACAAUUGCUUUCGGAACAGCCGGUUGGUAAACCGUCAGAAUCAAUUGACACUGGCAUUCUCAAUCAAACUGUCUAUGAUAACUCGACACGCGUGACUACCACAUUAAAUCAAUGGCCGGUGAAGCAUAGUGCAGUGGUUGAAGGUGAUUUGGUACUUGGUGGUUUAAUGAUGGUACAUGAAAGAGAGGACUCGGUCACGUGCGGUCCAGUAAUGCCUCAAGGAGGUGUACAAGCACUGGAGGCCAUGCUCUACACUCUCGAUUGGUUAAACAAACGUGACCUUGUGCCCGGUGUUAAAAUCGGUGCACACAUACUCGACGAUUGUGACAAGGAUACAUACGGACUCGAGAUGGCAGUUGACUUCAUCAAAGAAACGACAGCUCGCGUAUACCUGCUGCAAAUGCUGCCUGAAGCUAAUGCAGUUUACACGAAUUGCGUUAAGUCUGUGCAAGUUUUGUCGGCUGUCCCAAACUCUACAAGUUUAAACAGCAUUUCAUCAGGCGUUCAUUUCUGUAUGGGAGCCUUUUCAACCUGACUGUUGUUGAGUAAAACCACUGUACUGUACAUUUUCAAAAUGCUGACUAGCUCGUAGCUUCUCUUCAAUGUAUUUCGCUAUUAGAUAUCAAUUUUAAAUAAUUAUUUAUCAACUUGGUUUCGUAAAGUCUGAAUUUGAUUACGGGCCACCCUGAAUUAUUAUUUUGAGGGAGUAAGCGGACUUUUUUCACAACUUUUUUCGAAAUUUAGUGUCACUAGACAGCAACAAUGAUAACAAAUUAAAAACACGUGUGAGAAAAUGCAAUUUUUAGUGCAACAAAACGGUGAAAUGAUAA